Sesamum indicum (sesame) is the source of this 1166-nucleotide messenger RNA. RefSeq names its product Pentapeptide repeat-containing protein. The record is from RefSeq and is a predicted model, not a curated record. Lineage: Eukaryota; Viridiplantae; Streptophyta; Magnoliopsida; Lamiales; Pedaliaceae.
GUGUGUAAAUGCCAACAAAUCAUCUCGUCCCUAAAUCUGCGGCUGUGAGUUGAAGUGGAGAAAACCAUAUCUAUGCAGACACUACUCACCAUUUUGCCCUUUUGGUCUGUCUCCAUCUUCACCACAAGGAAGAAAUUAGAGCCCCCUUUUCUUGAAAAUGGCCCUCACUUCAAUCUCCUUACUGCCCAUCAAGCCCAUAACUAACGCCGUUCCUUCCUCAUCUCUCCAUAUCCCUUCCAAGCCCAUCAUCUCCGUCUCUUGCCACUUGGAAACUCAAAUUAGCUGCACCCAUCAUACAGCUAAAACUGCAGAACCAAAGAAGUGGAGAAAGCUUGUUUCGACUGCACUGGCAGCAGCUGUGGUUGCUUUCAGUACUAGUAACAUAUCUGCUAUGGCUGAGCUGAAUAAAUUUGAAGCAGAAACCCGAGGCGAAUUUGGGAUUGGAUCGGCAGCUCAGUUUGGUUCUGCAGACCUCAAGAAAGCAGUUCAUGUGAAUGAAAAUUUCAGAAGAGCCAAUUUCACAGCUGCUGAUAUGAGGGAAUCAGAUUUCAGUGGUUCGACUUUCAACGGUGCGUAUCUUGAGAAGGCCGUUGCGUACAAAGCGAAUUUCACUGGUGCCGAUCUGAGCGACACGCUAAUGGAUCGCAUGGUUCUAAAUGAAGCGAAUCUAACGAAUGCUGUGCUAGUGAGAUCAGUUCUGACUCGGAGUGAUCUUGGGGGUGCUAUAAUUGAAGGUGCUGAUUUUAGUGAUGCAGUUUUAGACCUUCCCCAGAAACAGGCUCUCUGCAAGUACGCGAGUGGCACUAACCCUAUAACAGGAGUGAACACCAGAAAAAGCCUAGGCUGUGGGAAUAGUCGACGAAACGCGUACGGUUCCCCGUCUUCCCCUCUGCUGAGUGCUCCUCCGCCGAAACUCCUGGACCGGGACGGUUUCUGCGAUCCAGCCACUGGCCUCUGUGAUGCUAACUGAUUCAUUAUUCCGGCCAUCCGGUGAAAAUGAAAAAAGAAAUCUCUCUCUCCUUCUCUCCCUCUCUCCCUCUCUCUCUCUCUCUAUAUAUAUAUAUAUAUUCAAUUUAUACAUACAUGUCUGAGAUAAUGUACGAAAUAAAGUUAUCGAAAUAUAUACAUAUUUUGGCAUCGAGCAGAGUAUAAAAUUAGGGUGUAAA